CUUCAACUGUCCAGAUCUCCAACACUUAUCUCUUUUGAUUCCAGAAUCUCUUUUAUUAUAACUCCCUUCUUUCCCCCAGGACAUGGCAAAUUAUUUCAUCUCCUAGCUUCUACCUAGCUUGCGUGCAGUUUGAGCCCAUACUAUCGAUCGUCACUAUCUCCGCAUCCGACCGCACCAUUUCUGCGUGUGGGCUCUGUACAGCUGUAAAAGCAUUCGCUAGCUUCCAGUCUAAUACUUGACUUUCUACCUCAACGACAGGGAUCUCCGGAUCUCCAAAUUUCCACCAUGGAGUCUGCCGAGGUUCGACAGCGCAAGCCACUGACCGCCAAGAAUCCCGGGGAGCUUCAAGAGCUCUCAACCAAACCACCUACCGAGCCCCGUCUCAAACAUGGCAUUCCCAUGCAGAUACUGCGCUCGCUUCUGCUGAUAACGUGGGCGGAUUGCUGUAUUAUGGCGAUUUGUGUGACGCAAUUAAUCGGGGCCCCGCUGUAUCUGAUCAACAGAUAUUACUAUUAUUCGUAUAUGGCAUAUACAAAACAAUGUUUUGGACUGGUUCUCAGUGCUGUCACUCAAUGGAGCUCUCCGACCCUCUUCCGGGUUAGUGGUGAUGCUAGCGUGCGUGGGCAAAUCCAUCUAUCGAAAGAUGGAUUGCUGGAGACCAGGUUCCCGGAGCGUCUCGUCAUGAUCUCGAACCACCAGGUUUACACUGAUUGGGUCUACCUCUGGUGGGUUGCAUACACCAACCAGAUGCAUGGCCGGAUCUUCAUCAUCCUGAAAGAGUCACUUAAGUAUAUCCCUAUCGUGGGCACUGGCAUGAUGUUCUACGGUUUUAUCUUCAUGGCUCGCAAGUGGAUGUCCGACAAGCCAAGGCUUCAGCAUCGCUUGGAUAAGCUGAGUACAGUAUACUCGGGCUCCAACUCAGCCCGCCCACAGUACGAUCCUAUGUGGCUGCUACUCUUCCCCGAGGGGACAAACCUGUCCCUCAAUACCAAGAGACGCAGCGACAUUUGGGGAAAGAAACAGGGACUGCCUUCAUUCAAGCACAUGAUUCUUCCCCGGUCUACGGGGUUGUUCUUCUGCCUUCAGCAGUUGCGAGGAACCGUAGACUGGGUGUACGACUGCACCAUGGCCUAUGAAGGACCACCAAAAGGAAGCUAUCCCGAUAAAUAUUUCACUCUCCGCUCCACAUAUCUGCAAGGACGACCGCCGACCUCAGUCAACAUGCAUUGGAGACGCUUCCAGGUCUCAAAGAUUCCUCUUGAUGACCAGAAGGAGUUUGAGGACUGGCUGACAGCACGAUGGGCCGAGAAGGAUCAGCUUAUGGAUCAGUACUUCGAAACAGGCCGCUUCCCAUCCGAAUUGGCCGGUUCGAUCAAAGCCGAUCAUGCAGUAGAUGGCCAGAAGGUUGCUGCUUCAGCUGGAUAUGUCGAGUCAUAUGGUCGCCUGCAUCACUGGAGUGAGCUUGGUCUUAUCUUUGUGGUGCUGGUCAGUGUUGCUUUCCUCUGCAAAUUUGUAACAAGCUGGGUGCAGUGAUGUGAAUAUCGCACCUAGCUAUCCCACUAGUAAAUUUAGUAAAUGCC
Molecule: messenger RNA, 1580 nt
Organism: Penicillium samsonianum
Lineage: Eukaryota; Fungi; Ascomycota; Eurotiomycetes; Eurotiales; Aspergillaceae
Product: lysophospholipid acyltransferase family protein
Exons: 2
Coding region: 286-1533 (415 amino acids)
Cellular component (GO): endomembrane system
Molecular function (GO): acyltransferase activity
Source: RefSeq, a predicted model, not a curated record